Molecule: messenger RNA, 7153 nt
Organism: Sorex araneus (European shrew)
Lineage: Eukaryota; Metazoa; Chordata; Mammalia; Eulipotyphla; Soricidae
Gene: PRR12
Product: proline rich 12
Source: RefSeq, a predicted model, not a curated record
GAGAGAGAGAGAGAGAGAGAGAGAGAGAGAAGAAAAAAAGCAGCAGCGGAGGGAGCGGCGGCGGAGGAGAGCGCGCGCGCGCCCCCUCCCUCCCUCCCUCCCUCCCCCUCCCCCCAAUUUCCACCGCGGCCAAUUCAUGGACAGGAACUACCCCAGCGCCGGCUUCGGGGACCCGCUCGGCGCCGGGGCGGGAUGGAGUUACGAGAGGUCAGCAAAAGCUAGCUUGGUCUAUGGCAGCUCCAGGACCUCGCACCCUGAGACGGACAUCUUACACCGCCAGGCCUACGCGGCCCCCCACCCACUGCAAAGCUAUGCUACUAACCACCACCCGGCAGGCCUCUCUGGACUCUUUGACACUGGCCUCCACCAUGCGGGCUCCGCCGGGCCUGACGCCUCCGUCAUGAACCUCAUCUCAGCCCUGGAGUCCCGGGGCCCGCAGCCGGGUCCCUCCGCCUCCUCGCUUCUUUCCCAGUUCCGCAGUCCUUCCUGGCAAACAGCCAUGCACACGCCAGGCCCCACGGAACUCUUCAUCUCGGGUGCCCUGCCGGGUUCCAGCACCUUCCCGUCCUCCUCGGCCCUGUCGGCCUACCAGCACCCGGCCUCCUUCGGCAGCCGCACGUUCCCCGUGCCCUCGUCCCUGAGCCUGCAGGACCCUCCGUUCAGCCCCCCAGCUAACGGGCUCCUGUCCCCCCACGACGUGCUUCACCUGAAGCCCUCGCAAGCCCCCACGGUGCCCUCCUCGCUUGGCUUUGAGCGCCUGGCGGGCAGUGGUGUGCUGGGGCCCGCUGGUCUCGGACCUGCCCAGACCCCUCCUUACCGCCCGGGCCCCCCAGACCCGCCGCCCCCUCCCCGUCACCUCCCAACUCAGUUCAACCUGCUCGCUUCCUCUUCUGCCGCCGCUGCUGCCGAGCAGUCCUCCCCGCAGCUCUACAACUUCUCAGGGGCCGCCCCGGGCCCCCCUCCCCCCGAGCGUGCCCUGCCCCGGCAGGACACGGUCAUUAAGCACUACCAGCGGCCGGCGAGUGGCCAGCCCCCGCCGCCGCCCCCAGCCCAUGCCCUCCAGCAUUACCUGAGCUGCGGAGGCAGCUACCCCUCCAUGGGUCACCGUGCCAACCUGGCCUGCAGCCCCCUGGGUGGGGGGGAGCCCUCCCCCGGCGCUGGGGAGCCCAGCAAGGCGGGGCCCAGCGGCACUGCGGCGGGGGCCUCAGGCCGGGCUGCCGGCCCGGAGGCCACGGGGGGAGGCGGUGCUGGGGGUGGCGGGGGGUACCGUCCCAUCAUUCAGUCCCCGGGGUACAAGACGGGCAAAGGUGGUUAUGCAGCAGCUGCGGGUGGUGCCACCAGGCCCCCGCCACCCCGCUCCACGGCCACCCCUAAAUGCCAGAGCCUGGGUGGGCCUGCGGCUGCCUAUGGCACCACAAAGGCCUCUGGGGCCGGGGCGGCGGGCAGCCAGGCCUAUUCCCCCGGGCAGCCCCAAGGGCUUCUGGGCCCCCAGGCCUACGGGCAGGGCUUCGGGGGAGGCCAAGCCCAGGACUUGAGCAAAGGCCCAGGGUACUCUGGGGGCCCCCCACAGCCCCCCAGCGGCCCCCCACCUCCUGGCCUUGCCACGUGCCAGAGCUACUCCCCGGACCAGCUGCAGGGGCAGCUAUAUGGAGUGCAGGGCGAGCCAUACCCUGGACCCGCUGCCCACUCCCAGGGGCUGCCCACUGCCAGCCCGUCCCUUAGCUACAGCACCGGCCAUUCGCCUGCGCUGUCGGGCCAUGGUGGAGGCUGGGGGCCCAGCUCCCUGGGGGGCGGCGGCGAAGCCAGCCCCUCACAUAUCAUCCGGCCCCUGCAGUCUCCACCUGCCCCUGGCCGCCCGCCCGGAGUCGGCUCCCCAGGAGCCCCUGGCAAAUACCUAAGCUCCGUCCUGGCCUCAGCCCCGUUCCUGGCUCCCCCGGGAGCCGGCAGCUAUGCUGCUGGUGCCGGUGGUUACAAGGGCAAGGGGGACGGCUCCGAGCUGCUGGCGGGUCCCGGAGGCCCCCCGACCGAGCGCACAGAGGACGAGGAAUUCCUUAUCCAGCAUCUCCUGCAGGCGCCCAGCCCACCGCGGACCUCAGGGGCAGACAGCUUGGUGGGGGAAGAUGGGGCGGCGGAUGCCUCCAAGGGACUUGGGGGGAGUGGCGGGGCUGGGGGUCCUCCAGGCACACCCUACGAGCUAGCCAAGGAAGACCCCCAGCGGUACCACCUGCAGAGCGUCAUCCGCACCAGUGCCAGCCUUGACGAGGGUGCCACGGCGGCCCUGGAGCUGGGCCUGGGGAGGCUGAAAGAGAAGAAGAAAGGGCCAGAGCGGGGGGGCGAGACCCCUGAGGGGCUGGCCACCUCUGUUGUCCACUAUGGGGCAGGUGCCAAGGAAUUGGGGGCCUUCCUGCAGAAGAGCCCCCCACCACCACCACCCUCGGCCCAGCCAACCCAGCCCACCCCCCAUGGUCUCCUCCUUGAGGCGGGGGGCCCUGACCUCCCACUGGUGCUGCCUCCCCCGCCCCCCCAGCUGCUCCCUUCUGUUCUUAGCCACGCCCCCAGCCCCUCUUCCAGCGCCCCCAAAGUCGGUGUCCACCUCCUUGAACCCGCCACUCGGGAUGGGGCACCCCAGCCCCCGCCGCCCCCACCCCCACCACCCAUCCCCCUCCAGCUGGAGGCCCACCUUCGAGGUCACGGGCUGGAGCCCAGCGCCCCCAGUCCCCGCCUGCGCCCCGAGGAGAGCCUGGAGCCGCCUGGGGCUAUGCAGGAGUUGCUGGGGGCCCUGGAGCCGCUGCCCCCUGGGCCUGGGGACACGGGCGUGGGCCCACCCAACUCGGAGGGCAAGGAUCCCACAGCUGCCUACCGCAGCCCCAGCCCUCAGGGCACCAAGGCGCCCCGCUUCGUGCCGCUGACGUCCAUCUGCUUCCCCGACUCCCUGCUCCAAGAUGAGGAACGCAGCUUCUUCCCCACCAUGGAGGAGAUGUUCGGGGGUGCUGCUGCGGAUGACUACGGCAAGGGGGGCGCCCCCGAGGACGAGGGCGACCCUAAGGCGGGAACAGGACCCCCACCGGGCCCCCCUGCCUAUGAUCCCUAUGGGGGCUACUGCCCCGCCCGGGCGUCUGGAGCAGGGCCUGAGACUCCGGGGCUGGGCCUGGACCCGAACAAGCCACCGGAGCUGCCCUCGACGGUCAACGCAGAGCCGCUGGGCCUGAUCCAGAGCGGCCCCCACCAGUCAGCACCCCCGCCGCCGCCGCCGCCACCCCCGCCGCCACCCGCCUCGGAACCCAAGGGAGGCCUCACCUCGCCCAUCUUCUGUUCCACCAAGCCAAAGAAGCUGCUGAAGACGUCUUCCUUCCACCUGCUGCGGCGCCGCGACCCCCCCUUCCAGACGCCCAAGAAGCUGUACGCCCAGGAGUACGAGUUUGAGGCGGAUGAAGACAAGGCAGACGUGCCCGCUGACAUCCGCCUGAACCCCCGGCGCCUCCCUGACCUGGUCUCCAGCUGCCGCUCCCGUCCGGCCCUCUCCCCACUGGGUGACAUUGACUUUUGUCCCCCCAACCCAGGCCCCGAUGGGCCCCGGCGUCGCGGCCGCAAGCCCACCAAGGCUAAACGGGAUGGGCCGCCCCGGCCCCGGGGGCGACCCCGAAUCCGCCCGCUGGAGGUCCCCACCACAGACGGACCCGCCUCGGCAUCCACGCCGGCUGAUGGUGCCAAGAAGCCCCGGGGACGCGGCCGAGGCCGGGGCAGGAAGGCUGAGGAAGCAGGUGGUCCCCGGCUGGAGCCCCUGAAGCCGCUGAAGAUCAAGCUGUCUGUACCCAAGGCUGGCGAGGGGCUCGGCGUGUCAUCUGGUGACCUGGUCUCGGGCCCUGACCACAACAGUCUAGACUCCAGCCUGACGCGGGAGAAGAUCGAGGCGAAGAUCAAGGAGGUGGAGGAGAAGCAGCCUGAGAUGAAGUCGGGCUUCAUGGCGUCCUUCCUGGACUUCCUCAAGUCUGGGAAGCGACACCCUCCCCUCUACCAGGCUGGCCUGACGCCCCCUCUCAGCCCCCCCAAGAGCAUGCCGCCCUCUGUGCCCACCCGAAUCUUGCCACCGCAGCCCCCUACCGCCCCCACGGUGCCACACCCACCUCCUGCCGGCGCCUUUGGGCUGGGGGGCGCCCUGGAGGCGGCCGAGAGUGAGGGGCUGGGGCUUGGCUGCCCCUCACCCUGCAAGCGGCUGGAUGAGGAGCUGAAGCGCAACCUGGAGACGCUGCCCUCCUUCUCCUCGGACGAGGAGGACUCCGUGGCCAAGAACCGGGACCUGCAGGAGAGCAUCUCCUCGGCCAUCUCUGCCCUGGAUGACCCGCCCCUCACCGGGCCCAAGGACACCUCCCCACCCGAUGGGCCGUCCUUAACCACGGAGGCUGCUGUCCCAGGGCCGCCCCCACUCCCGGGUCUUCCCAGUGCUAGCAGCACUGGCACACCAGAGCCCCCGUUGCUGGAGGAGAAGCCCCCUCCGUCACCGCCCCCAGCCCCGACGACGCCCCCGCCGCCGCCCCCACCUCCGCCGCCGCCACCCCCACCGCCCCCGCCGCCGCUGCCGCAGCUGCCGGCUCCUCCGGCGCCUCCCGCGCUGCCGCCGCUGCCCUCGCCACCUCCGCUGGUGGCCCCCGCGCCCAGCUCGCCGGCCCCGCUGCCACCGCCGCCGCCGCCACCGGUGCCACCCGCGGUGCCACCCGCGCUGCCCUCGCCGCCACCCCCGCCGCCGCCGCCACCCCCGCCGCCGCCACCGGCCCCCCAGCCCGCCGCCGCCGCCUCUGCCCCCCCUCCCGAGGAGCCCCCAGCAGCGUCCCCCGAAGACCCCGAGCCGCCCGACGCCCGCCCGCUGCAUUUGGCCAAGAAGCAGGAGACUGCGGCUGUGUGCGGCGAGACCGAUGAGGAGGCAGGGGAGAGCGGGGGCGAGGGCAUCUUCCGGGAGCGCGACGAGUUCGUCAUCCGUGCCGAGGACAUCCCCUCCCUCAAGUUGGCGCUGCAGACGGGCCGUGAGCCGCCCCCCAUCUGGCGUGUCCAGAAGGCUCUCUUGCAGAAAUUCACCCCGGAGAUCAAGGAUGGGCAACGACAGUUCUGUGCCACCAGCAACUAUUUGGGGUAUUUUGGGGACGCGAAGAACCGUUACCAGCGCCUUUAUGUCAAGUUCCUGGAAAAUGUCAACAAGAAGGAUUAUGUGCGGGUCUGUGCCCGGAAGCCCUGGCACCGGCCCCCUGCGCCUGUCAGGCGCUCUGGGCAGUCCAAGGGCCCCACAUCUGUGGGGGGCAGCAGCUCUGCACCUCCCGCCAAGGCUCCAGCCCCACCUCUGAAGCCUGAGACCCCCGAAAAGGCGCCUUCUGAAAAAACCCCAGAGCAGACUGCUGAGACGGCCACACCGGAGCCCCCUCCCCCGGACAAGCCUUCACCCCCUCGCCCUGGGGAGAAGGAGAAGGAGAAGGAGCGGGAGCGAAGCUCACGGGGGGAGCGGCUGCUUCGGGGUGCAGGUGGGCGUCAGGCACGGCCUGAGCGGAGCGUUGCUGCCAGCCAGCCCGCCACUGCCCGGUUGCCCAAGGCCAGGCCCGCCAAGGUGAAGGCAGAGCCGCCCCCUAAGAAAAGGAAGAAGUGGCUGAAAGAGGCAGCAGGCAACGCCGCCUCGGCUGGUGGAGCCCCACCUGGCAGCUCGUCAGACUCAGAAUCCUCCCCCGGAGCACCCAGCGAGGACGAGCGGGCCGUCCCUGGGCGUUUGCUGAAGACUCGGGCCAUGCGGGAGAUGUACCGGAGCUACGUGGAGAUGCUGGUGAGCACAGCGCUCGACCCGGACAUGAUCCAGGCCCUGGAGGACACGCACGAUGAGCUGUACCUGCCGCCCAUGCGGAAGAUCGACGGUCUCCUCAAUGAGCACAAGAAGAAAGUUCUGAAGCGGCUGUCGCUGAGCCCAGCCCUGCAGGACGCCCUGCACACGUUUCCCCAGCUACAAGUGGAGCAGAGCGGGGAGGGCUCCCCAGAGGAAGGGGCCGUGAGGCUGCGGCCAGCGGGGGAACCCUACAACCGCAAGACACUCAGCAAACUCAAGAGGAGCGUGGUCCGAGCCCAGGAGUUCAAGGUUGAACUGGACAAGUCGGGCUACUACACGCUCUACCACUCACUCCACCACUAUAAGUACCACACGUUCCUGCGCUGCCGCGACCAGACCCUGGCCGUGGAAGGCGGCGCCGAGGACCUGGGCCAGGAGGAGGUGGUACAGCAGUGCAUGCGGAACCAGCCGUGGCUCGAGCAGCUCUUCGACUCCUUCAGCGACCUGCUGGCGCAAGCACAGGCGCACAGCCGCUGCGGGUGACCCCAGCCCGGGCACCUCCGCCACCAGCCCCAAGAAGGGGGACAGAGCUGCGUCCUCAGGAGCUCACUCAGCCCUGGGCCCUGUCUCCAGGGAACGGGGGAUCAUUUGUCAGGGUGUGUUCAUGCUGCCCCCCCCUCCCAGGGCAGGGUUCAAUGUUCGACUCCCAUCUCCCCCCCCAGCCUUCCCUAAGUCCCCCCCCCAUUUCUCCCACUGUCCGGUGUACAGAGAAAUUAUUUAUAUAUAUGUAUAAAUGUCUAUUUAGUAACGGUUUCCCUCCCCCCUUCCCUGUGACCCCCCCUCCACGGCCACAGCCCCGCCCCCUCCACCUUGUACAUAAUGUAUAGGAAAUGUCUAUGUAUGGCUGGGGGGGCAGGGCAGCUUCAUCGAGCUGGGGGUUCCCCCCCGUAUCCCCCCACCAGGCCACGAUCUUUGCUAAAGGCCAUUCCCUCCCCAGGGCAUUUGGCGUAGGGUGGGAAGGGGAAGAAAACGCAUCUUGUUAAUUAUUUUUAAUCUUAUUUAUUGUACAUACCCAGGGUGGGGACUGGGGAGGUGGCGGGGUGAAGGGUCCCCUCCUUUUGUCCCUCCCACCCCUUUUCUACUGCGGAUGUGUCGGUGUCUCUCCCCCCCAUUGUUGUCCGGAUGUGGUUCUAUUUUUUAUCGCUUCCCCUCUCCUGCCCCCUGUCCAGCCGCAGCACCCACCUGUCCCCACCCUCUGUCUCUUGCUCUUUCUUGGGCUUCUGUACAACUCAACUUGUAUACUCUGUGUACACACAACCAGCCAAACAAAACCCAACACGGCAAACAAACGCUUUA